AUGCCUAGAGACGACUUGUCGAUCGACUUCGUCAAGAGGAUGCCUCAAGCCGAGCCCCUCGAUCCCGGCUUGAUCCUCGACGACUGGAUCAAUCGUGUCCAGAACCUCCCCGAAGAGAUUCGUUUCAUCCAGGAGGAGAUCGCCGACAAGGACCGCCAGUACAAUGAAUGCAUCCGCGUCAUCGAGGACCGCGACGGGAAGAUACAGAAAUGGAUCAAGACGAACGGGAGCCAUGAACCCAACCCUAAGGAGGAACUCCUUCGCGCUCAAGUCCGCGAGAACUAUGCGCGAGCCGAUCAACUGUCGCAAGAGAAGAUCGCCCUGCACCAAAAGAUGCAACUCAUAAUGGAUAAGCACCUUCGAAGUUUGGAUGCGCAGAUCAAGCUCCUCUACGACCGAGCCGAACCUGGCUUUACCGAUCCCGACGAAGUGCCCUCGCUGCUUCGACCCAGCGCCGCGAACCACACAGCUCCUUCGAUCCGCGCCAUCAAUCCCGCGAGCCAUAUGGCGGCGACUGGCCCUGCCACCCCUCUUACCGCUGCGCAGACAUCGUCCAACCCCACACUUGCCCGACUCCCGAACCACCCCAACGUGCGACACGCACAAGCUCAACAGCAUGCCGCAUCUGCGCCUGCUACCCCAGCUGCCAGCAUGAUAUUGAACAGACAAAGAGAAGGCUCGGCAGGACCUGCGACGAAGCGCGGGCCCAGGAUUAACCCUUCGUUGGGAAGUAUACCAGUCACAUCAAGCGGGCUAGCAAGACAUUCUUCUUUGGGACCGGGGACCCCUAAGGGCGGUGUUGCUGGUGGACCUGCUGCUCUUGCUAGAGCUGGGAGUGCAGGCCCAAGGGCUAGUUCGGUCAAGUCCAUGGGAACAGCGAGUGCUCGUCGGGGCACACCUACGGCGGGUGGCCGAAAGAAGAUUGCCAACAAAUCAUCACUGUCCCGGGUUAAGAAGGCGUCGAGUAGGAAUUCGCCUGCGCCGACUGUUGAUAGCGAGUUGUCGGAUGUUGAUAGCGGAAGCGGAGAUGACGAGGAUGGCGCUGAUGGUCGAUCGAGGGGGACGCCUGUUAUCGAUGGUAAGGACGGAGAUGGAGACGAAGUACUGGGCGACGCGGACGAUGAUGACGAGGAGGGUGGCGACGACAAAAAGUAUUGCCUGUGCCAUAACGUGAGCUAUGGUGACAUGGUUGCUUGUGACAACGACAACUGUCCCUACGAGUGGUUUCACUGGUCCUGCGUUGGACUGAAGAGUGAGCCUAACGGAACUUGGUACUGUCCAGUGUGUACCGAAAAGUUCAAGAAGGGCAAGUAG
Molecule: messenger RNA, 1314 nt
Organism: Fusarium vanettenii 77-13-4
Lineage: Eukaryota; Fungi; Ascomycota; Sordariomycetes; Hypocreales; Nectriaceae
Exons: 1
Coding region: 1-1314 (437 amino acids)
Biological process (GO): regulation of DNA-templated transcription
Cellular component (GO): nucleus; Rpd3L-Expanded complex; Rpd3L complex
Source: RefSeq, a predicted model, not a curated record